This is a messenger RNA of Poecile atricapillus (Black-capped chickadee), 2136 nucleotides long. RefSeq names its product carbonic anhydrase 6 (gene CA6). Lineage: Eukaryota; Metazoa; Chordata; Aves; Passeriformes; Paridae. The record is from RefSeq and is a predicted model, not a curated record. The transcript is spliced from 9 exons. Gene Ontology annotation, molecular function: zinc ion binding; carbonate dehydratase activity. Bases 12 to 1571 code for a protein of 519 amino acids.
ACAACACAGACAUGCUGCUGGCAGCGCUGCUGCUCCACCUGCUCCUGGCACCCCUGAGCCUCUCCCACGAGCUGCCCUGGACCUACCAAGGAGAAGGAGAGCUGGAUGAAGAGCACUGGGGACAGCACUUCCCCGACUGUGCUGGCAAGCAGCAAUCCCCCAUCGACAUCCAGAGGAGGAAAGUGAGGUACAACCCCCUGCUGCAGCUGCAGCUCGGUGGCUACGAGGGGCCCUUGCAGGGCCACUUCAGGAUGACCAACAAUGGCCACUCAGUUCAGAUCGAUUUGCCACCCACCCUGAACAUCUCCAGAGGGCUCCCAGGUGUGUACACAGCUGUCCAGAUGCACCUGCACUGGGGUGGGCUGGACCUGGAGACCAGUGGCUCGGAGCACACCAUCGACGGGAUGCGCUACUUCGCCGAGCUGCACAUUGUCCACUACAACUCUGCAAACUACUCCAGCUUUGAGGAAGCCAAAGACAAGCCCCAGGGGCUGGCUGUGCUGGCCUUCCUGUACACGGAUGGGCACUUUGAGAACACCUACUACAGCGAAUUCAUUUCCAAGCUGGCAAGGAUCAGGUUUGCAGGUCAAUCAACAACGCUGAGCUCUCUGGACAUCCAGGCCAUGCUGCCAGAAAACCUCUCCCACUUCUACAGGUACCAGGGCUCCCUGACCACCCCCCCGUGCUCCGAGAGCGUCAUCUGGACCAUCUUCCACUCCCCCAUUGUCCUGUCACACACACAGAUCCAGCUCCUGGAGAAUUCCCUGCUGGACAGACACAACCGCACGCUGCGCAAUGACUACCGGCACGUGCAGCCGCUGCAGGGCCGUGUGGUGGAGGCCUCCUUCCGAGCCCAGGCACAGUGUCAUCCAGAGGAAUUCACCCUCAGGCUGGAUCAAAUCCAGAUGCAGCUCCAGGACAUGAGGGCAGAGCUGCUGAAUGGACUGAGCCACACAGGUACGAAAUCCAGCACCUUUCCAGCUUUCUACUUCCCCGUGGAAAACAUUGAGAGCUUUGUGGAGGUUCAUCCCCUCCGUGCUGUGUCUCUGCAAGCCUUCACCCUGUGUUUCUGGAGCAGAGCCCAGCCCCUGGGCUGCCAGACCAUCCUGUCCUACUGCACUGGGGACAGUGACCACGAGCUGGUGGUGACGGUGGGCACGGAGCUGGGGCUGUGGCUGGGAGGGCAGUUCCUCAGUUUCCCCCUGCAGCAGGAGGCGCAGGGCUGGCUGCACCACUGCGUGGCCUGGGCCUCCCGGGAGGGAACGGCCACCCUGUGGCUCAACGGAGCAGCUGGCAAAGCACAGAGGCUCCAGAAGGGCUACGUGAGCCGGGCUGGGGGGACACUGCUCCUUGGCAAGGACAGGGACACUCUGCUUGGGACGUUCUCCAAUGGCUUUGUGGGGUGGAUGGCCCAGGUGAACCUGUGGAGCCGAGUCCUCAACGCCACCGAGGUUCGGGCGCUGGCGCUGUGCAAAGAGGGGCAGCCCAAGGGGGACGUCAUUGCCUGGGGACAAACCCCCAUGGCCCUGCUGGGAGGGGUGAUCCUGCAGCCUGACACCAGCUGCCAGUGAGCACAGCCUCUGCUCCUCUCAAGGCAUCCAGAGAAUCCAAGCUGCCUGCUGGGAAGACUGAGAUGGAGUGCUUGUUUCUCCUCCUGCUCUCUAUGGGCUCACUGUGCAUCUCCUGGUGUUCCCAGGGGUUUUCCAAGAGACCAAAACCUCCAUCAGUGAGAUGAAAGCAAUGAACUGCAGAACCUGGCACAGUCCAGCACCCUGGCUUGUUACAUCCCUCCCAGGGUGUUGAUUUAGAUCCCCAUAUACAGAUUUUUUUUUCAUGCCAAAGAGCUGCUCUCUGGUCAAAGGAGCUGCUUCCUCGAAUAAAAUUCCUCUCCCAUCCCUCACCCAGUCUCAGUUUCUCACCAUCUUCCCUGCUUGUCCCUCCUGUUUGUCACCAGCAGCUCACCACCCCUUCCCUUGCAGCUGGAUCCCGUGGGAGAGCAGAUGUGAAGUCCUGGAAGGGAGCUCUUAGGACAAGUCCUGUGCAAUCCCUGUGCCUUGGCACAACUCUGCCUUUCUGUGGUGCAUGUAGAGACAGAGCACAGAAACAUCUCCUUUUUCAACACUAAUACAUCACAAA